Molecule: messenger RNA, 1863 nt
Organism: Helobdella robusta
Lineage: Eukaryota; Metazoa; Annelida; Clitellata; Rhynchobdellida; Glossiphoniidae
Exons: 17
Coding region: 1-1863 (620 amino acids)
Biological process (GO): regulation of cilium beat frequency
Cellular component (GO): ciliary basal body; axoneme
Source: RefSeq, a predicted model, not a curated record
AUGUCAGAAAUAGAGAAAGAGAAUUUAAUAAAAAAUGUGGUUAGGGAAAUCUGUCAGGAAUGUCAUCUGAAAGGGAAAGCUGUUUCUGAAUCUUUAGCUUCCUUCAUUAUUAAGGCAGUCCUGUUGCACCCAAAAAACGGUUUCAACAUCAACAACCCAACAACCAAAGAGAACUUGGACAAACUGACUCAAUUAUGCGUGGAGAAGUUGACAAAAAACGACGAACCAUCAAUGGAUACUAUCAAGAUGCAAAUUUACUUCGACGAAAACUUUGUAGACAGGGAGACAUUUGAAAAGGAGGACAUAGCGGCCCUCGAUGGCCAGUUGUCAAAAAAGUUGGAGGACAUCAUAAGUCGUGACGUGGAGGGCUGCAAAGAGCAGGAGUGCCUCUACAAGAAGAUUAUUAGAUUUAUAAUGUACAAGUCUGAACUCGGUUGCAUGUCGAAUAGCGAUUCCAUCAAAGAGUUUUCUGCUGCCCUCUCCAGCGUCAUGCCCAUCUCAGAGAUCCAAUGUUUCCUGAAAUUCUCCAAGUCGAAGAGGGCUAAACAGCUGAUGGAGCUCACCUGGAUCGUGGCUGGUGUGGUCCUCUUCAAUAAGGAGUCUGGCAAGGGAGGGGAGAAUAUUGAAGAUGUUGGCAAAACGCUGAACAAUCUAAUCCCAAACAUCUCUCUGCUCGUUGAUGAGAAGCUAUCAGAGGUGCACAACCACGCAACAACAACAACCACAGAAAUGUUGGAGUACUACAGAGCCACCGUGAGAGACCUGCCCGAUCUGAUGAACAGCAACGCCAAGCAAUGCCUCAUCAACUGUUGCCAACACGUGCUCUACUUGAAACUUAUGAAGAAACUGGUGGCAAACGCAGCAAAAAUGGUGGACAAAGAAGUGACGAGCCUGGCUCACGUAAUCAAGUCGAUAAAGAACUCCGUCAGUAAGACAGUCGUGACUGCUUUGCGAAUAUUUCCCCAGUUUACAAAAUUGUCAACAAUAUGGAGUAUGUUGAUGAUGGAGUUGAAGUACAUGCACCUCAUCAUUGGCAUCUUCAAUGAUCUCCACCAGUUCACUCAGGUACUACCUGGCUAUUUUUCACUUAUGAACUUUUGUCAUUUCUCUCUUCGAAAUAUUCCAGAAAACUGCUUCGACAUGCAGCUGAAACGCAUUCACGACAUCAACAAGACUGAUGACGUCAUGAUCCUCUUUCCGGAAACAACCAGCAACUACUGGAGGCUGCCUCUCCAGUUCAGGGGCUACUGUUGUUGGACGCUGGUCAAUAGAGAUAUCUUGCUCGUGCCAGGCAACUUGAACCUGGGGAUAAUAUACUACAAGAAAUGUUGUUACGCCUUCACAUCUAACAGGGCUGCUGUUGACUUCGUUAGCGACCCAGUCAGCUAUUUGAAAGGUGUGGCCCAGUUGGCCUGCUCGAACCCUGAACUCAUCCAUCUGCUUGAACUUUAUCACCUAUUCACGUCACUUCUACCUUAUGAACAGGCAAAUGAGGAGCAGAAUGAGUUAGAGCAGCCUCUCUUGAAGUCCGAAUGUGCCUCGCAAACUGACACCCACUUCUGCGAGAGCAACAUCGUCCGGACGUACGAAUGGAAUGAGUGGCAGAUGAGGAGGAUGGCUAUCAGGCUGGCCAACCUACGUAACAAAAGAUCGAAAUCGACCCAAACGAAGAUGAGUAACAUGAGGAGGGACAUCUUCACGCAAGUCUACAGGAAGAAAACGACAGAAACGCAGACGAAAAUGGACGCAGGUUCGAACGUUCCCCGACCUCAAAUCUUCCUGGCGGGUCUGCGGGGCACCAACCCCACGGUCUACAACAAGGUCGACCUGACGCUAAGGGAUGAUGAGGACUACAAUGACUGA